AUGCGCUCCUUUCACUUUCGGUUUUCUCGAAAUGCCUAGUGACGAACUUUAUUUUGAACGAACGACUACAUUAGAUAGAUAGUGUUGACAGAAUUUCACAAUGGAGGGUAUAGUCGUGGAGGUUCUUGGCGUCCCCAAUAUCCUUGCCUCUGAUAGAAUGGUUGACAAGCUCACUAUACACUUCCUGCGACCACGGAACGGUGGAGGAGAGGUGCAGAGAGUGCUGUUUCCAUCUGAUAGCCCGGGACAGGCCUUUGUCAUAUUUGAGGAACCAGAAGUGGCUGCCCAUGUCUCGCGGUUGACCCAUGUGUUGAAGGUGGACCAACAACAAUUUUGUCUCAAAGUCAGAAUAGUUGACAGGCCUGAGGUGGACAUGCCAGUCAAGGCAACUCUGGAUGUGAGUAUGUUCCCCAAUGACAGAGAGGUGCGGCGACUCCUAGACAUCCAUGGCUUUAAGGUGAACGAGCUUCAACAUGGUCAGCUGCUUGUCCAGGGCUCCUUUCUGAAGCUCAGAGCAGUGAAGGCCCAACUGCAGCAGCUCCUACACCAAGACAACCAGCCCCAAUACAACCCUUCCACACCCAGCCUCAGUGGCCAUGCCUCUGGGACCUACAAAGCCUCCACCAGGAUGCACCACAUCAAUAGCACCGCAAUGCAUGCUGGUAACAUGAGUCCUAUGUAUGCUGGGAGCAGGAGUCCUAUUUCAGUCAAUGGAGAGCGGUUUGCACAUGUCCUACAGUCUUCUUCCCCUACCAACUAUUCACGGGACUCAGGGUCACCUUGUAGCCUCUCCAGCCCCCCGAGUGGCAACCCAUCUCCCAGUCUUCUGGCACCAGGGUAUGGAGCCAACGUGACCCACAGGAGGAACACAUCUCCCAGCAGGUCUCGCAGUGUGGUCUCCUUCCUAAUGGACGCAGAUGUGCUCCGAUAUGCCCAGUGCUUCAGGAUAAAGGACAUUGAUACAAUUCUUGGAAGCAACAACAUUCAAAUGAAUGUGCAGCCUAGUGAAUGUUCCGAUAUCAGUUCUGUUAGCCUCGAGGGGAAGAACCCAAAGAGUACUAUGGAAAAGCUGCAAGACUAUCUCACUACACUCAACUCAACACUACGCACCCAAGAAAUCCCACUGGGAACAAUCGAUCACAACGGGCAGGUUAGAAUUAGUAAACUGAUUCAGAAGUAUAAUAGUGUUUAUCCUACUGUCCUCGUCGAUCAGGUCGGAGAUAUUCUCCGCCUUGUAGGGCCUUCCAGGGACAGUUAUGACAUGAUGCAGAUUCUCUUGGGAAAACCCCUAGAACUUCCACCAGCCGGGCGAACAGGGAGGGCACUGGACAGGGGCUCAAGGGAAAGGAGAAGCCGUUCUCUAUCGAGUCUGCCUGUCCCUGUGUCUGCUGCUGUACCAGAUUACUCCCCCUCAAAGUACCAGGGUGACUCUGGGCAUGGAAGGACUGUACAGAGGGCUGGAAGCCCAGUACCCUAUACAUCCACCCCCAGUCACAGGGGAAGAAGUCACUCUGAUUCACAGGAGAAAGUAAAGGAGCAGAGAGUAACACAGAGGGACGUCUCGAGGCGAGGAAGGGAGGAUGAUAUGGUAGGGCCCUCUGCUGGAGCUCAGAUGCCAGUGACGAAAAAGAAGUCAUUACUUACCAAAAUUCCUACAAACAAAGCAGGUUGGAAGGAUAUGCUAUCAGGGAAAAAAAAGAAAAAGCCAUAACAAGUCACUAGUUUAGAUUCUGACACCUAUAAUACAAUUGGCUUUAGCUGUUUAUUUCUUGAAUAUGUUAUAUGUCAUGUGGGGCAAAAUGUUCAGUACACUUUGGCUUAGGCAAAUUGAUUGACAGAUUCUAAUAUGUUCUUUCUUAUGGUCUGAUUUUAAACUAUUAUUGUAAAUAAAUGUGGUUGAUUUUCUUUAUAUUUAUUGAGGGUUCAAGAGUAUGACAAAUGUAUUAUAUUUGUAAAUCUUUUUUUGUUGCUGUGAUAUUUGUUGUUAUUUUCAUUGUGUUUGAGACUAAACCACUAUCGAAAGGUUUUGUACAAAAUAUGCAAAUGAAAAUGCAAUUCGUUUCUGGAGUAGACUUUCAAUGUAGCCUAAUGAUUAAUCAUAAUCUCUCUGUGUUGAUUAUUUGGAACAAUUUGCCUAUUCUGGGAUGAUCUCAUUCAAUCACUUGUGGAAACUGUCAUGGAAUGUGUUCAUUUAAAUUCUUCACAUAGAUUAAAAUCAACAUAUUCUCACUUUAGAA
Messenger RNA from Salvelinus fontinalis (brook trout), 2237 nucleotides. RefSeq lists its product as uncharacterized. The transcript is spliced from 4 exons. The record is from RefSeq and is a predicted model, not a curated record. The coding region runs from base 101 to 1711 and encodes 536 amino acids. NCBI's taxonomy places the organism in Eukaryota, Metazoa, Chordata, Actinopteri, Salmoniformes, Salmonidae.